AUGGUCAAGACUUCCGUCCUCAACGAUGCGCUCAACGCCAUCAACAACGCCGAGAAGAGCGGUCGCCGUCAGGUUCUGAUCCGCCCCUCCUCUAAGGUCAUCAUCAAGUUCCUCUCCGUCAUGCAGAAGCACGGCUACAUUGGCGAGUUCGAGGAGGUCGAUGACCACCGCUCCGGCAAGAUCGUUAUCCAGCUCAACGGUCGCCUCAACAAGACCGGUGUCAUCAACCCCCGCUACCCCGUCCAGCUCCGUGACCUCGAGAAGUGGACCACCCAGCUCCUCCCCUCCCGUCAGUUCGGUUUCGUCGUCCUGACCACCUCCGCUGGUAUCAUGGACCACGAGGAGGCUCGCCGCAAGCACGUUGCUGGCAAGCUCCUCGGUUUCUUCUACUAAAAAGUUUCAUCUUGCGAUGUCCUGAAAUGAUUGGAAUAUGACUUGUCAUGAUGUGGACGAGGGAUGUGCUCUCUGUUGCUUGUCUUGGCGGAGAGUUUUCGGAAUCGAUACCCCCCGGCAGAAACGCCAUAGAUAGUUUAUUGAUUUAGAGUGAUCUCGUCCAACCAAACAAGGAUUUUUCCUGUCGUUUCAC
This is a messenger RNA of Aspergillus uvarum CBS 121591, 586 nucleotides long. Its product is annotated as 40S ribosomal protein uS8. Bases 1 to 393 code for a protein of 130 amino acids. Gene Ontology annotation, molecular function: structural constituent of ribosome. The record is from RefSeq and is a predicted model, not a curated record. The transcript is spliced from 2 exons. Gene Ontology annotation, biological process: translation. NCBI's taxonomy places the organism in Eukaryota, Fungi, Ascomycota, Eurotiomycetes, Eurotiales, Aspergillaceae. Gene Ontology annotation, cellular component: cytosolic small ribosomal subunit; ribosome.